Spea bombifrons (plains spadefoot toad) is the source of this 1546-nucleotide messenger RNA. It is a transcript of the gene RNF182, whose product is annotated as ring finger protein 182. NCBI's taxonomy places the organism in Eukaryota, Metazoa, Chordata, Amphibia, Anura, Pelobatidae. The transcript has a single exon. The coding region runs from base 1 to 741 and encodes 246 amino acids. The record is from RefSeq and is a predicted model, not a curated record.
AUGACUGGUCAACUAACUGAAGACACAUCUGAAUCUCCAAACCUGAACUCUGAUGAACUUGAAUGUAAGAUAUGCUACAACCGUUACAAUCUAAGGCAGAGAAAACCAAAAGUCCUAGGGUGUUGUCACAGGGUGUGUGCCAAAUGCCUUUACAAACUUGUGGACUGUGUGGAGUCCCCACAAUGUGUCAUUGUGUGUCCUUUCUGUAGAUUUGAGACACGCCUGCCAGAGGAUGAGGUAAGCAGUCUUCCCGAUGACAAUAACAUCUUACUCAAUUUGGCAUGUGCUGGAAGAGGGAAGUGUUCCGCGGACAAUCCUACAGAGCUACUGCUAACACCAAAACGUCUGUCAACUCUUGUCACCCCAUCCCACAGUUCCACCAACUGCCUUGUCAUAACUAUCAUGGAGGUACAGAGAGAGAGCUCCCCUGCUCUCAAUGCCACCCCUGUGGUAGAGUUCUACAGGCCUUCUAAUUAUGACCCUGUUUCAAUGCCUCCCAACUGGACAGUGUGGAACUGCACCUCACUGAUCUGCCAAACAUCCGUGCGUGUGUUUGUUUGGUUGCUAGGUUUGCUUUAUUUUAGUUCACUGCCCUUAGGGAUUUAUUUGCUGGUGUCAAAAAAGGUAACUCUUGGAGUUGUUUUUGUCAGCCUAGUCCCUUCCAGCCUGGUUAUCCUGAUGGUGUAUGGCUUUUGUCAAUGUGUAUGCCAUGAAUUUCUAGACUGUAUGUCAACAUCCUAGCUGGAAUAGAACAAGUGAGGAAGAACAGAAACCAAGAUGUCUUUUCCAGUGCUCAAAAUUAGAUUAAUUUAAUUGCACUUUUAAGUGGUAUGUUUUAUGUGAAUGGAUGGAUAUUUUGUAGUAAGUGUCUCUGCUAAUAAUUAUGUUGUCUUCAACAACUGGCUUUACUAAUAUAGCACAAUGCUAGAGUUAGCAACUCCAUACAUAACCAUUUUCAUAUGUCUAAAAGUUGGUUUUAUGUAAGCAGUGACAUUUACAAAGAGACUUAGAUGCCAGCUACAUUCAUGUGUUUGAAGAUUAUGUAGCAUUAUCUCUAAGAAAUGUGAAGUUAACAUUAGGGAAUACGAUGUUAACUCAGGGAAAACAAUGUCUGUUCUUGAUUUGGCAAUUAUGUUCUAUGCUCUAGUUAAACAGAGCUCAAUGGAUCAAGGCCUUAGACUCAAUGUAAAAUCAUCAUGUGCUGUAAAUUGUGAUAAUGGCUUUGUAGACAAUACAGUGCUCUCAGAAUAAUGUGGUUGUACAAAUUUGUUUUAAUAUAGCAUUUUUACUUUUAUUUUUAGAAACAGGAAAGAAUGUUGAAAAAUAUAUUUUUUAAGUAUUGCAUACUCACAGAUUUAAUUACUGAUGACGAGGGGCAUUCUGUUUCAUUAUGUAUUUAUUUAACAAAGUGGAGGUUGUGUAAGAUGCUGUUACGGAAUCACCUUUGUAAUGAAAUUAUGUAACACUUUAACUCAUGGGGGAAUCAAGCAACGCAAUGGAGUAACUUUCCUAAUAAUAAAUAAAUAUUUAAAUGUUAUGUCAGUGA